AUGGAUAGGGUAGCAGCCCAUUUGCAGUUCCCAGAAGAAGCCACAGAAGGUCAAGCUUCAGCUGAAUGGCUGGCCAAGAAGACUCACAUAUGUCACGUUGCUUCUGUCAUUUUGACAAAAAUUCCCAACCAGGAAGACAGUGCCCCAUCAGAUAGAGGUCUUGGGAGGAUGCCUGAGAAGUUGGCAGCUAAGAAGAAACUUAAAAAGGAGAGGGAGGCUCUUGGUGAUAAGGCUCCACCAAAGCCUGUCCCCAAGACCAUUGACAACCAGCGCAUUUACGAUGAGACCACAGUAGACCCCAAUGAUGAAGAGGUGGCUUAUGAUGAAGCGACAGAUGAAUUUGCUUCUUACUUCAACAGACAGUCGUCUCCUAAGAUUCUUAUCACAACGUCAGAUAGACCUCAUGGGAGAACAGUUCGACUCUGUGAGCAGCUCUCAACAGUUAUACCAGAUUCACAUGUUUAUUAUAGAAGAGGACUGGCUCUGAAAAAAAUUAUCCCACAGUGCAUUGCAAGAGAUUUCACAGACCUGAUCGUUAUUAAUGAAGAUCGUAAGACGCCGAAUGGACUUAUUUUGAGUCAUUUGCCAAAUGGUCCAACCGCUCAUUUUAAAAUGAGUAGUGUUCGUCUUCGUAAAGAAAUUAAGCGAAGAGGCAAAGACCCCACAGAACAUGUACCUGAGAUAAUUCUGAAUAACUUUACCACACGGCUAGGUCAUUCUAUUGGACGUAUGUUUGCUUCUCUCUUUCCUCAUAAUCCUCAAUUUAUUGGGAGACAAGUUGCCACGUUCCACAAUCAGCGAGAUUACAUCUUCUUCAGAUUUCACAGAUACAUAUUCAAGAGUGAAAAGAAAGUUGGGAUUCAGGAACUCGGACCACGUUUUACCUUAAAAUUACGAUCUCUUCAGAAGGGAACUUUUGAUUCUAAAUAUGGAGAGUAUGAAUGGGUCCACAAGCCACGGGAAAUGGAUACAAGUCGAAGAAAAUUCCAUUUAUAAAGGACUGGGGGGUAAUACUGAAUUUUGCUGGACGAGCCUGUCUUGAAAAACUUGGUAAUUCAACGAAACACCCUUUUAAAAAUGGAAUUUGAUUUUAUAAAUUGUGUAUUUGAAAAAAUGACCAAGUACUGUGAAUUUCUACUCCAUAUAUUUUAUUUAGGUCUGAAAAAUUUUUAGGUAUGGUCCUAAAACUUGCUGUCAUUUCAGAUAAGUUGUAAAUAAUUUUAUAGGAAUGAAGAUUCAAACUCUCUAAUUUGCAUUCCCAAAGGACUGUUAGGCUAGAAAAUGGCUUGUCUAACCCCGACUUAAUACAGUAUCAGAGGGCCAGUCACUGGGACUUGGAGCAGUUACAUGGUCACUGAAGUUAACCUGUUUUCUUGCCCCUUCCUACCUAGUUAACCUCUACUUUCCCACUUCAUUCAGGCAUUGUGUUGAGUUCUCAAGCUCUUGAUUCUUUUAAUGGAACUCUUAAUUCCAGAUGGAAGCAGCUACCUUCUUGGUAUAACUAAGUGAGAAUGCCGUUUCAAAGCUGUUUGGAAUCUUGUUGCCUGUGUGAGCCCAAAGGGGAAGAAUGUCAAGUGCCCUGUGCCCCUCUCUUGUCUUAUUAAAAAGGGAUUUUCAUGGAGCUUACCAUUUUAACCCACACUGGUAGCCAACAAACCAUCUCCCCCAGGCACUGGGGUUAUAGGUGUGCACAGUCAUGCCCAGCUUUCUUACACAGGUGGCAGGGAACUGAACUCACAUCACAAUUGCCUAGCAAGUACUCUUACCACUGAUCCAUCUCCCCACCUGUGUGUGGAAUAUUGAAAACAAUUCCCAUAAAUAACUGAAGGACAGAAACUUCAAGUCUCCUAAUUGCAGUUGUUCUGUACGUUCCUAGAAGCCUUGCCAAUAUAAGGCACUGAGUCUUGGUGUUGAAAAGAUUAGUAUACAGCACAUUUCACAUCAGUAA
Messenger RNA from Mus pahari (shrew mouse), 1948 nucleotides. It is a transcript of the gene Rpf1, whose product is annotated as ribosome production factor 1 homolog. Gene Ontology annotation, molecular function: rRNA primary transcript binding. NCBI's taxonomy places the organism in Eukaryota, Metazoa, Chordata, Mammalia, Rodentia, Muridae. Bases 1 to 996 code for a protein of 331 amino acids. The transcript is spliced from 10 exons. Gene Ontology annotation, cellular component: preribosome, large subunit precursor; nucleolus. Gene Ontology annotation, biological process: maturation of LSU-rRNA; maturation of 5.8S rRNA. The record is from RefSeq and is a predicted model, not a curated record.